Messenger RNA from Colletotrichum navitas, 696 nucleotides. RefSeq lists its product as uncharacterized. Bases 1 to 696 code for a protein of 231 amino acids. The record is from RefSeq and is a predicted model, not a curated record. NCBI's taxonomy places the organism in Eukaryota, Fungi, Ascomycota, Sordariomycetes, Glomerellales, Glomerellaceae. The transcript is spliced from 6 exons.
AUGUACCUGUAUUAUGUUAUACCUAUUACUUAUGUUUCUACUACUUCACUCUAUUUCACCGUUAGAGUAGAGCAAUUUCACCACCUAUUUGCCGUGACUUUACCUCCUGCAGGUUCAGCAGAUCAAGGUAUCUACCGUGUAAAAGAUCAGCGCCCGGAUGCCGACGAGGGUUGUUACGCAAGCCCACAGGCUCCCACGCAGCUCCCCGAACUCGGUUUACUUAGGGGCAUGUCACCCACUGUUCGUCGACCUCGCCGCCGCCUCGCUUCAACGCUCAAGUACUCCGUAUUGGGUGCCAAAUGUGCCGCAUGUCCGGCAGGCUCGGCAUCCACUGCACUUGUGGCAGGUUCGUCUCCAGCCACGUCUUUGGCAGGGAGUCUUCGACUUGCUCAGCGGACCAAGGACCUUGACGAUCACAUUGUCUCCGACAGCCCCAAGCACAACGAUUCCUUAAAGAGGGCCAACAGCCAUGACGUACAGGACCGCAAGGCCAACUUGGGAGCUGACUUGGUCGAAAUGUGUAAAGCCCGUAUGGUCCUGACUCUUCCAGUCGCGGUCCCACUAAUCCGGUUCCUCGUUCCGGGGGCUGCAGCCAACCAUCCAUCUUGGUCCGUUAGACUCGAGAUGUUUGGCGGCAUGCAUACCACACUGCAUCGGAAGACGCUGCUACUGGAGGACAACCAACCACUCGGAUGA